Trichechus manatus latirostris (Florida manatee) is the source of this 1471-nucleotide messenger RNA. RefSeq names its product tigger transposable element derived 3 (gene TIGD3). Gene Ontology annotation, cellular component: nucleus. NCBI's taxonomy places the organism in Eukaryota, Metazoa, Chordata, Mammalia, Sirenia, Trichechidae. The transcript has a single exon. Bases 13 to 1428 code for a protein of 471 amino acids. The record is from RefSeq and is a predicted model, not a curated record. Gene Ontology annotation, molecular function: DNA binding.
CGUGGAGAAGCCAUGGAGCUGAGCAGCAAGAAGAAGCUGCACGCCCUGUCCCUGGCCGAGAAGAUCCAGGUGCUGGAACUCCUGGACGAGUCCAAGCUGUCCCAGUCGGAAGUGGCCCGGCGCUUCCAGGUGUCCCAGCCCCAGAUCUCGCGCAUUUGCAAGAAUAAGGAGAAGCUGCUAGCCGACUGGUGCAGCGGCACCGCCAACCGAGAACGGAAGCGCAAGCGGGAGUCCAAGUACAGCAGCAUCGACGAGGCCCUGCUCUGCUGGUACCACAUCGCCCGGGCCAAGGCCUGGGACGUGACAGGGCCCAUGCUGCUCCACAAAGCCAAGGAGCUGGCUGACCUCAUGGGCCAGGACUUCGUGCCCAGCAUCGGCUGGCUGGUCCGCUGGAAACGCCGAAAUAAUGUCGGCUUCGGGGCCCGCCACGUCCUCUCGCCUCCGUUUCCCCCAGACCCGCCCCCGCCAGUGCUCCCGCCCCAGUCCCAGCCGCCUCUUUCCCUGAAAGACUUCUCCCCAGAGGACGUUUUUGGCUGUGCUGAGGUGCCCUUGCUCUAUCGGGCAGCGCCUGGCAGAGUGGGUGCAUGUGAUCAAGUUCGGGUGCUGCUAUGUGCCAACAGCAGGGGCACGGAAAAGCGUCGGAUCCUGGUGGGGGGUCACCAGGCCACCCCGAGAUGCUUCUUUGGGGUCAGCAGUGAGGCCCUGCCUGCCUCCUACCACCCCGAGCUGGGCAUCCCCUGGACGAAGUGGUUGGCGCAGUUUGACCAGGACAUGGGGCGGCAGGGCCGCCAGGUAGCCCUGCUGCUAGCCGCGCCUGUGGUAGAGGAGUGGGCAGGCUUGCCGGGGCUCUGCCAUGUGCGCCUCUUACCUCUGGCCGCCACCAGCACCCCCCCUUCUCUGCCCAGCUCCGUGGUGCGGGCCUUUAAGGCCCAUUACCGACGCCGGCUGUUGGGCAAGCUGGCUGCGGUUCAAAGCGAGAGGGGUGGCACCUCUCUGGCUGAGGCCGGGGUGGGCAUCACAGUGCUGGAUGCGCUGCACCUGGCGGCGGCGGCCUGGGCCAAGGUGCCUCCUCAGCUCAUUCUCAGCAGCUUCGUUCAGGAAGGGCUUGCCCCGGGCAAAACGCCGCUGUCCCCAGACAGAGCCCCUGCAGUGGCGCCGGUCCCCAGUGGGCUGAGCCUGGAGGAGUUUUCCCGCUUCGUGGACCUGGAGGGCCAGGAGCCAGGCCCUGGAGUGUGCAAAGAGGAGACAAGCACAGGGGAUGCCGAGGGGCGCCAAGAAGAUGGCUUCCAGCCCCUGCCCACCAAGGCCGAUGCCCUCCGCGCCCUGGGCACAUUGAGGAGAUGGCUUGAGUGCCACAGCACCUCCUCGGAGCUCUUUGAGAAAUUCUAUGACUGUGAGGAGGAGGUGGAACGGCUCUGCUGCCUGUGAAGGCCCCUUGGCUGCCCACCAGCGUCCCCUCCUCUCCUGUUUC